This is a messenger RNA of Aureobasidium musti, 1449 nucleotides long. NCBI's taxonomy places the organism in Eukaryota, Fungi, Ascomycota, Dothideomycetes, Dothideales, Saccotheciaceae. The record is from the annotation of a GenBank genome assembly.
AUGCCUCUACCAUGCUCACCUGCAUCCACGUCCGAGAAGGGAGACAGCUCUAGGUCGGCAACGGAAUACGAAUCUGAAAGUGAUCUCAUCACACCGACGCCGGGACCUACCAAUCCAUCCUUGCGUACCCAUGCCAAUUUAUCAACACCCGUGCCGCCUUUCUCCUCUUGGUCGAGCAACCGUGACCAUCGCUUCUAUGACUUUACCAGUGAAAGCGAAGUUGAGCGGCCGAAGAGAGGUGUUUAUCACAGUACUACUGCUAGCGAAUUCGAGGAGGACUUAUCAAAACGCUCUCAAGUAGAGCCUCCCUCUCCCGAACCCUCAACAUCGAAGUCAUCCGAGGCUCAGAAAAGACCUAUCAAAGCUGCUGCGCCUACUAGCGACAAGAGGGACAUCGGCGAUCAACUUGAGACUGAGGGUCACCCACCAGAACCAUAUGUAAAGCCUACAGAAUCNAGAACAACCGAAGAAGAAAAGCCCUCGCUCGAGUCCCAGAACCAGUCCAGGUCGUCGCUCAAAACCAAGUCCGAAGACAAGCCCUCGCCAGAGCCCAGAGCGCGGUACAAAACUAGGACCAAAAAUAUACCAAGACAGGCUUCCUCCAACUCAUUGAAUCCAGCCAGAGGUUCACCAUCGCUCGAACCUCGCCGGAGUGUCACCUUCUGCUCCACUGUUUUCGUCCGACCAGACGGUUCUGAAAGAUCAUCAUCUUUCAUGUCAAAACGCAACAACGCCAGUUCCGACCGAGCACGCGAUGAAGCCGAAAGCAGUGCGGACGAGAACACGGCGAUUGUAAGACGUAGAACAGGCGUGGGCACGUAUGGAAGCACAGAUCCAGAGCACACUGUUACUGCAGGCUAUGAAGGCGCAGCAGAAGAAGGACUGGAUCGAGAGUUGAGUCCGAUCGAGCGUAGAAGAAAAAGCGGUACAUCUACGAGAGCUGCUAGUACACGCGGAGGUAGAGAUUCGAGACAAGGCAGUGUUGGCACUGGUCAAGAGUCUGAAGACGAGGCAGAGAGAGAACACUAUUGGAGACAGCUUGUCGAAAAGUACGGCAGCGUCGAGCUCGAAAACAAGGGCAGUGUUGCACGCGACCAUCUCGCAUUGGAGCGUACAUUUCUGGCAUGGUUGCGUACAUCGCUCUCGUUUGCAUCUAUUGGCAUCGCCAUCACACAGCUCUUCAGACUCAACACAUCGAUCGCAAAUGAAGACGACUCGAAAACAAUGACUGCAGUCAACAAUAUCGACAGGGANAAGUUGCGACAACUUGGCAAGCCACUGGGAGUGACUUUCCUCGGAGUAUAUUUCGAGAGUCAGCACUAUGUGAUUCGAGGCAAAUUUCCAGCUUCGAGAGGAAGUAUUAUGGUUGUGUCGUUUGUGGCAGGAGCGCUGAUUGUGGCGAGUUUGGUUGUUGUUAUUGCUGUCGCUCCUUCUGCUUUUGAGACGUGA